Lactuca saligna is the source of this 5687-nucleotide messenger RNA. NCBI's taxonomy places the organism in Eukaryota, Viridiplantae, Streptophyta, Magnoliopsida, Asterales, Asteraceae. The record is from the annotation of a GenBank genome assembly.
UGGAGUAGGAUAAUUUAUUAAUCAUAAAUUGCAGCAAAUCCUUGCAGACAGAGAGAGAUUAUAGGUAUACAGAUACACGUGCAUACACGCACGCAUACACAAGCAAAACCAGCAUGGAAAUUGAACACGAUGAUACAGUGUAUGUGUGAAUAUUUUAAAUGAGGUUGAGUAAUGAAAAUGAAAGCAUUGCCGCGAAAUCGGGAAAGCAAGGAUUGCUGUUUUUGGUGAAGAAACGAGAAGAAGCAUCAACGAUGAUUCAAUUUUUAUAUGGAGAUUCGAGCAAUUAACUCUCCCUCAAUUAGAAACGAAACCUGCUCUGUACUCUAUCGUUUGCUUCUUUUGAUUCUCAUCCUCUUCUUUCUUUAAACUAUUCCCCAACUCCAUUAAUCGAUCUAUUCAAAAAUUUGUAACUUUGUUUGCGAAUUCUGAACCCUUAUUCCCGAAAGAAAGAAAAACCCCGCGAUUUUUCUGAGUUUUUGUUGAUUUUACUGUUGGAUUAAGGGGGGUUUUGUGAUAAAUUGAUCUGAGAAAGUUUUGUGGGUGUUGGUUUCUGAUAAAAUUGAUCCAGGGUUUUGUUCCUUUUUUGCGAUUAACCUCUGGAUCUAGUGUGUUCGAUGCUCCGAAUGAUAACAGGAUCUCCUUAUUUUGAUGAAUCUGGAAUCAAUUGGGCUUACUAUCUGUAUUUUUUUCUACAGAUUAAUUAGGAAAAGCAAAAACAUACUUUGAAUAUUUGAUUUGUUGUGCUAUAUGUCAUUAUACUUAUAGGAUCUGUGUAAAUACGUUUCUCCUUUAAGAUUCUUUCUGAUUUCAAAGGAGACUUUUUAUUCCUUUUAUAAAAAUCUUUCCAUUUUACAAAAGAAAGAAAAAAAAAAAAAUACAUCCAUCUUCAUCUUUCAACCCCCAACAGCAACAAAAACCCAACUUGUUUAUUAGUUUCUGGGUUACACAGUUUAAUCUUUUCACACAAAUCUUUGUUAUAGAGUAGGAAGCAUAAACUUAGAUCUUGAAUUUUCUUGGUGAAAUUAAAAAUGGCAGAUGUUGAUACUGAUAACAAGUGUUGUCAAUGUGAGAUAACAGUUUCUGAAUCUUGUAACUAUUGUACUAAUCCUAAAGCAACACAAAAAAUUAGGGAUCAUAAAAUUUUCAAUCCCUCUGAUUCAACCAAUGAAACACCAUCAUCAAAUUUCAUCAAUGAAAGAUUUGAUGGAAGGUGUCUUCAAGCAGUAUCUGUACGCCACUCAUCUGGCAGGAGUGAUGAAGAUGAGGCAGAAGAUUCUGCAAAGAACUUCUUUAGUCCAUAUAGUCAUGACACAUCAGAUUUAGAUUCAAGUAGUGUAAGCACAAGACACGAAUUCAACAGUUUCAUGUCUCUUAAUUCAAGCCCUUCAGACAGCCCUUCAAAGAUUCAAGAACACAUGGCUGUUUUGAAAAGCCAUGAACACAUAGGGCCCGAGUUUUCUCAAAGUUAUGAUGAUUUUUCAAUCUUUCAAGAACAAUGUGACAAGUCACAUUCACAUAAACCGUUGGAUUUUGAAACAAAUGAUCUCAUUUGGUUUCCUCCACCACCACAUGAUCAAAACGAAGAUGAUGAUGAUGAUGAUGAUAACAAUUUCUUUUCAUAUGGUGAUGAUGAUGAUGAAAUGGGAGACACAAACACAAACACAAGCGUUGUUUUUUCUUCUAGUGAACCGUUGAAAACCGUAGUCCAGGGGCAUUUUCGGGCACUUGUGUCCCAAUUAUUGCAAUCUGAAUUCAAUUCAACAGAAAAAUGGCUUGAUAUUGUAACAUCAUUAGCAUGGGAAGCUGCACAUUAUGUUAAACCAGAUACAAGUAGAGGAGGAAGCAUGGAUCCUGGUGAUUAUGUAAAGAUCAAGUGUAUAGCAUCGGGAAAUCCUUCUGAUAGCGUGUUUGUUAAAGGUGUAGUUUGUACAAAAAAUAUAAAACACAAACGGAUGACUUCAGAAUACAAGAAUGCAAGAUUGCUUAUUUUAGGAGGAGCACUUGAGUACCAAAGGUCAAGUGAUCAACUUUCUUCUAUUGAAACGCUUCUGCAACAGGAAAUGGAUCAUUUAAAGAUGAUUGUUUCAAGAAUAGAAGCUCUUAGGCCAAAUGUAUUACUAGUAGAAAAAAGUGUAUCUUCAUAUGCUCAAGAGUAUCUUUUAGCCAAAGAGAUCUCUUUAGUCUUGAAUAUCAAACGACCAUUAUUGGAUAGAAUUUCAAGGUGCACAGGUGCCCCUAUAACUCCAUCAAUAUCUCAUAUUUCCACCACAAGGGUAGGCCAAUGUGAGCUUUUUACAUUGGAAAAAGUGUCAGAAGAACACGAAAAUCCCAACCAAUUCAACAAAAAACCACAAAAAACUUUGAUGUUUUUUGAAGGGUGUCCAAGGCGUUUGGGAUGCACCGUUUUGCUAAAAGGUUCAUCUCGUGAAGAACUAAAGAAGCUCAAACAUGUGGUUCAGUAUGCAAUCUUUGCAGCUUAUCAUUUAUCUUUGGAAACUUCUUUUUUAGCUGACGAGGGUGCUAGUUUACCUAAAAUGACUAUUUUGCCCUUGGUGCCACAACCGGAGAUGAGUAAUCAAGAAAUGACUAUAACGCCCCCGGGUUUGGAACUUAGUGAAAGUGAUGUGGGUGUUGAGAGUGGAAGGUUUUUUGCCUCUAUGGAGGAGGAGAAAGAUGUUGAAAGAGUGUGUGAUUUGAUGCAAAAUGAUGAAGGUGAUAAAGAUGUUGAAAGGGGUGAAGUGAUUAUUGAGGGAUCUGAGGAGUAUUAUUCAGGCAGUGAUAAUAAUCAGAGUAUUUUGGUAUCGUUUUCAAGUCAUUGUGUGAUGAAUGGAAGUGUUUGUGAACGUUCAAGACUCUUGAGGAUUAAGUUUUAUGGUUGUUUUGAUAAACCACUUGGGAGGUAUCUUCAAGAUGAUCUUUUUGAUCAAGCAUCAUUAUGUCAAUCUUGUAAAGAACCAAGUGAAGCCCAUGUGAAAUGCUACACUCACCAACAAGGAAAUCUAACUAUUAACGUUAGACGACUUCAGUCCCUCAAGUUACCCGGGGGUAAAGAUGGAAAAAUAUGGAUGUGGCAUCGGUGUUUGAGAUGUACUCAUGUAGAUGGGGUCCCACCAGCCAAUCAUAGAGUGGUCAUGUCGGAUGCUGCGUGGGGCCUCUCAUUAGGGAAGUUUCUAGAACUUAGUUUUUCAAAUCAUGCAACUGCUAAUCGUGUUGCUAGUUGUGGUCAUUCCCUUCAAAGAGACUGUCUUCGAUUCUAUGGAAUGGGGGACAUGGUUGCAUUUUUUCGCUACUCUCCAAUCGAUAUUCUUUCUGUCCAUUUGCCCCCUUCUAUUCUUCAAUUUGGUGACCAUUUUCAACAAGAUUGGUUGAAGAAAGAAGUAUCAGAGCUUUUGAACAAGAUAGAAGCCUUGUAUGAUGAGAUUCUUGAUGUGCUAAAUGGAAUCGAAUCAAAAAGUACAUCUUUUGGAAAUGACUUAACCGAUUCAGAUGAAUUAAGUAAUCAUGUAAUGGAGUUGAAGGAGCAAUUAAGUAAAGAAAGACAAGAAUAUAUUGAUCUUCUUCAAUCUGCUGAUGAAGAAAACGGGGUAGAAAUAGAUGUUUUUGAACUUAAUCGAUUAAGACAUUCACUCGUGAUUAAUCUACAUUUCUGGGAUCGAAGAAUCUGUUCUUUAAAUCUUUACAAUCGAAGUUCAAAUCUAAAACCAUCGAGUCCAGAUUCCAAAUCAUGGAGAUCCGAUUCCAUUCCAGAGGACACCAUUUACAAUGAAUCGGAGUUGAAUCAAGAUCCCGAUUCUGUUCCCGAUUCAUUAUCAAUGUCUUUCGAUCUCUGCAAACACGAAGAGCUACAAGUAGAUAUCGAACGCAUCUCAUCGUCACUCGAACGUGCUCCUUCAGCUGCAUCAGUUCUAUCAGAUAAAAUCGAUUCCGCAUGGGCAGGACCCUUGAAAUCACAUGAAUCACAAACGAAUCAAAACCCUAAUUCACAUCUCACUCGGCUACCACAAUCACCUACCAGGGUUUAUUCAUUUGAUUCUGCAAUUAGACAGCAAGAACGAAACAGAAAAGGAUUACCCCCUUCUUCAUUGUAUCUUUCAACUCUAAAAUCUUUUCACGCUUCUGGUGAUUACGUUCAUAUGGUCAGGGACCCUGUUCAUAACAUACAAAGACGAAGCUACUCCCAAGCUUUUUCAAACGAAGAUUUCUCAAUUACAAGCAAACAAUCGUUGAUUUCUUCCACAUCUUUUCUUCCUGAAGGUGCGAGACUAAUGAUUCCAAACGGGGGUCAAUUUCAAACCAACCUGGUGAUUUCAGUCUACGACAACGAACCCACAAGCAUAAUCGCUUACGCUCUUUCAUCAAAAGAACACGACGAUUGGAUUACAGAUAGGGUGAAUUUAAGCAGAAACGGAUCCACAGCUUGGCAAUCUUUAGGGUCGGUGGAUUUGGAUUACGCAUAUUAUGCACAAGAAGAUGCGAUCGGGCCAUUGUUUAGUGAUCGGAAAAGCUCUAAUCAUGUAACGAUUCCAUUCGAAGAUGAAUCUGGUGGUGAUGGGAAGGUGAAAUUCUCUGUGACAUGUUAUUUCGCCAAGAAUUUUGAUGCUUUGAGACAGAAAUGUUGUUCGAAUGAAUUGGAUUAUGUUCGUUCUUUGAGUCGCUGCAAAAGAUGGAGUGCUCAAGGAGGAAAAAGCAAUGUCUAUUUCGCGAAAUCUUUGGAUGAAAGAUUUAUUAUAAAGCAAGUCACAAAAACUGAACUUGAAUCUUUUGAGGAAUUCGCGCCAGAAUAUUUUAAAUAUUUGAUGGAUUCUUUGAAUUCUGGAAGUCCCACUUGUUUAGCAAAGAUCAUGGGAAUUUAUCAGGUGACUGUGAAACACUUGAGGGCUGGAAAAGAGGCAAAAAUGAAUGUUUUGGUGAUGGAAAACGUUUUUUUUAAAAGAAAUAUUUCACGGGUUUAUGAUUUAAAAGGCUCUUCAAGGUCACGUUAUAAUUCGGAUACAACGGGUACAAAUAAAACUUUGUUAGAUAUGAAUCUGUUGGAGGCUUUGAGAACAAAUCCCAUUUUUCUUGGAAGUAAAGCUAAAAGAAAGCUCGAAAGAGCCGUUUGGAAUGACACAUCAUUUCUAGCAUCGAUCGAUGUCAUAGAUUACUCUUUGCUAGUUGGAGUGGACGAGGAAAAGAAAGAACUUGUCCUAGGAAUCAUUGAUUUCAUGAGACAAUAUACAUGGGACAAACAUCUAGAAACAUGGGUAAAAGCUUCCGGAAUUCUUGGUGGGCCCAAGAACGCCGCCCCAACCAUAAUUUCUCCAAAACAGUACAAGAAAAGGUUCCGGAAGGCCAUGACGAGUUACUUUUUGACUGUCCCGGAUCAAUGGUCAUCGUGAAAUCGACAUGUUUUUGGGUAGAAAUUAGAAUUUAUUUUCCCUUUGAUAGGUUAAUUUUGUAUACAAAUCUACUUAGGGAGAGAUUAUUGAAAAAAGUUGUACAUUUAGAAAGAAAGAUUGUUCACAUGAACCCACUUUGGUUAAAUGGAAACUUUGUGGUUAAGGUUAUUGAGUAGUAAUGUAUUUUUUCAUUUGUUGUGAUUUCUUUUGUACAUAGGUUAAAUGGAAACUUUGUGGUUAAGAUUGUUGUGUGUUUAUGAAUUGUUUGCUAGGAGGUGUAAUUUGUUGAGAUUAUGUCAUGCAAAUUAU